AGACUUGGCCCAGAGGUGUUGUAGUUGGUAGAUCAGUGCCGAGAAGCCUAGCAAUUGUGCCGGGUCCAUGGCGCUAAAACGCAUCCAGAAGGAGUUGGCAGACCUCGGAAAUGACCCGCCGGCCAAUUGCUCUGCGGGCCCAGUGGGAGAUGACAUGUUCAACUGGCAGGCCACCAUUAUGGGACCUCCAGAUUCAGCCUAUCAGGGCGGGGUAUUCUUCUUGAACAUCAACUUCCCAUCGGAUUACCCCUUCAAGCCGCCCAAGGUGCACUUUACUACGAAGAUCUACCACUGCAACGUGAAUUCGAAUGGGGCGAUCUGCCUUGACAUUUUGAAGGAUCAGUGGAGCCCCGCAUUGACCAUCUCCAAGGUCUUGCUGUCCAUCUCAUCUCUGCUGACAGAUCCCAACCCCAAUGAUCCGCUUGUACCCGAGAUCGCGCAAGUCUAUCUCAAGGACCGGGCCAAGCAUGAUGCCACAGCACGGGAGUGGGUGCAGAAGUAUGCCACUUAAGUGAUCUGCCGACGAGCAGUGUUUGGCAUUGAGCUGUGAGCUGCCCUCUUGCAGAAGCGGGUAGCUGGCGCUCAGCUUUUGAUCCAGCUUUGCGCAAAGUGAAGCAGUUCUACGAACGGCGCGAGUAUGCUAUGUGAGCGGGCUAGGAAUGACUCACAAGCAGACUAGAUAGCAGAUUCAGUGACUGACAUGAGGCCGAUCGGCCCACAGUCAUGGGGAAAAGGCAGUUGCAGUCUUGCUGAUUCACCAACUGAGCAUGAGCAAAAGGAAUAAUGUAAUUAGCGGACUUGGCGCUUGCAUGUCUUCUAGGUUGAGGUGCCACAACCCUUGGUAGUCAUUCACGAUUGCAG
Molecule: messenger RNA, 861 nt
Organism: Durusdinium trenchii
Lineage: Eukaryota; Dinophyceae; Suessiales; Symbiodiniaceae
Source: the annotation of a GenBank genome assembly